Molecule: messenger RNA, 813 nt
Organism: Nylanderia fulva
Lineage: Eukaryota; Metazoa; Arthropoda; Insecta; Hymenoptera; Formicidae
Source: RefSeq, a predicted model, not a curated record
AUGAGCGAUCCAUUAAUUCUACAGCAAACGCUCUUUCACACCAUUUCUCGGGCAUUAGAGAAUUUCAAGAAGAUCGGAAGAAACAAUUAUACGCCCGCAACGAUUCGCUCUCGAAUGACGUCCCUCAAGGAAACCUGGAUGCAGUGCUGUCAAACUCAUGCAGCGAUUCUCCAAGCGUACGCUGAAGCAAAGAGGGAGAAGAUGGAGUAUUUUCAAGCCAACAAGAUGGAGAGUCAUGAGGAUCUCUAUCAAGCAGCAAUAGACUAUAUGACGAACUGCCUCGAGGAAUCAGAGCCGACUGUGAGUCCGAACCAAUCUAUCAAUUAUUCAACGAAUCAUGCGGAUUCUGCGGCGCUUUCGUUACAGCAUCUCCCAGCUAUUCAAUUACCAUCCUUUAACGGGAGCUUCGACGAAUGGGAGAGCUUUCGCGAUCGCUUCACGGCUUUAAUUAUAAAUAAUAAGGAGCUCUCAGAUUUUAGUCGGAUGCACUUUCUCGUUUCAAAUCUCACCGGAUGUGCUCACAACGCGAUAGCCAGUUUAUCAGUGACCGCGGAUAAUUUCAACAUUGCGUGGACAGCGUUAAGGGCGCGUUUCGAAAAUAAGCGCCGAUUAAUCGAGAUGCAUGUAUCUACCUUGUUUUCGUUACCAACCUUGUUGCGCGAAUCAUCGUCCGAAUUGUAUGCGUUGCGCAAUAAAGCGGAAAAAGCUGUCGAGUCGUUAAAGCGAUUAAAUCGAUCCUCUACCGAUAUUCUCGAUGACAUCCUCGUUCACUGCAUAUCUCAAAGGCUUGACCAAGCCACACGACGCGCUUGA